Acanthochromis polyacanthus (spiny chromis) is the source of this 3364-nucleotide messenger RNA. RefSeq names its product E3 ubiquitin/ISG15 ligase TRIM25-like. NCBI's taxonomy places the organism in Eukaryota, Metazoa, Chordata, Actinopteri, Pomacentridae. The record is from RefSeq and is a predicted model, not a curated record. The transcript has 2 exons. Bases 1134 to 2792 code for a protein of 552 amino acids. Gene Ontology annotation, molecular function: protein binding; zinc ion binding.
CACAGCGGUGUGAACUACAAAACAUGUUGUGACAUCUCUAAUGUCUCAGUUUGCAUGAAAGUUUGUGUUUUGUUGUUGUUCUUCUGUGAAGAGUUUCCAGUAAGUCUGUGGGUCACUGAGCUGGUUAGUGGAGACCUCAUGGUUUAGAGUCUGACUGCUCAGCUGCUGCUGGUGUUUAAACGAGUUCGUAUACAUUUUGUGAGAAACAGUCAGUUUAAGAUACAAACUUGUAAAGAAAAUACGUUUAAUAGUUUAGAAAGAGUUUAAGAUAUAAGUUAGACAGCACGUAUUAAGACCGAAUGCAUUCAUUUGAGAAUACUGGUGUAGUUCUUUAUCGCAUUUGUUUAAAACAAUAGAUUUUCUCUGUGUUUUGUAAAGAAAUUCCUCUGAUACAGACCAGUCAGAGGACAGAGAGCUGUUUUCUAUCAUUCCCCUUCCUGGUCCCUUUCUAAGGGUACAACAUAUCCAGUAAUUAUAUGUCUACAAAGAAACUCAGACAAAGAAGAAUGUUAGUGCGGCUGGAUUUAAAGGCAGUAGAGGAGAUUUAAUUUCCUACGACUUUGAACGUAGCAUGCGCAUGCGCACAUACAACCUCUCUCACCCCCCUCUAACCUCCCCCCUCUUAACGUUUACGAAGAAACGCCCCCCUCCAGAAACUUGCGUAGCACUCGUGAAGUUGUCUUUUACGGCUGGGUCCCCCUGGAUCUUUAUCUGCCAUUAUGUAAAAAAAAAAAAAAAAAAAAAGAUGAGCAAAACAAGUCGCCAGCUAACUACGAAGCUAUACCAAAGCAACACAUACACAAAACACGUAAGUCCAAGGCUUACGUAAUCUACGUAACUAGGCCUGAGCCGGAAGAUUUUUGAUUGACAGGAAAGGGAGCAAACCAAACACCUCGGUCCGAGCGCUUUGAUUGGCUGAUGUUUUUCAGGCCCUGCCAUGUCCACAGUUAUUUUUAUUUAUUUUUAUUCUUUUAGAGACCAUACAUACAAGUCCACUAAAGAUCUGCACUGUGAGGAUUGGUGGAACCAACGUGGAGUGAAGUGGAAGAGCUGAAAGGCCACAUUGACUGCAGGAUCAAUCGAAUUUGAGUUGGAGGAGAGAGAAACUCAGUCGCUGCUGCUCAGAGGAGAAAAUGGCUCAGGAAGGAGUUCAGCUGGACCAAGAAACCUUCUCUUGUUCCAUCUGUCUGGAUCUACUGAAGGAUCCGGUGACUAUUCCCUGUGGACACAGCUACUGUAUGACGUGUAUUAAUACCCACUGGGAUGGAGAGGACCAGGAGGGAAUCCACAGCUGCCGUCAGUGCAGGAAGACUUUCAGACCGAGGCCUGAUCUGGCGAUAAACAUCAUGUUAGCAGCUUUAGUGGAGGAGCUGAAGAAGACUGGACUCCAAGCUGCUCCUGCUGACCACCACUAUGCUGGACCUGAAGAUGUGGCCUGUGAUUUCUGCACUGGGAGGAAGAGGAAGGCUGUCAAGUCCUGUUUGUUCUGUCCAGCGUCUUACUGUGAGAAUCACCUUCAGCCUCACUAUGAUGUACCUCCAUUGAAGAAACACAAGCUGGUGGAGCCCUCCAAGAACCUCCAGGAGAACAUCUGCUCUCGUCAUGAUGAGGUGAUGAAGAUGUUCUGUUGUACUGAUCAGCAGCUGAUCUGUUAUCUCUGCUCUGUGGAGGAACAUAAAGGCCACGACACAGUCUCAGCUGCAGCAGAAGAUACUGAGAGGCAGAAAGAGCUGGAGGUGAGUCGACUGAACAUCCAGCAGAGAAUCCAGGACAGACAGAAAGAUGUGAAGCUGCUUCAACAGGAGCUGAAGGACAUCAAGGUCUCUGCUGAUAAAACAGUGGAGGACAGUGAGGAGAUGUUCAGAGAGCUGAUCCAUCUGAUCCAGAACAGAAGCUCUGAGGUGGAGCAGCAGAUCAGAUCCCAGCAGGUGAUUGAAGAGAAUCGAGUCAAAGAGCUUCAGGAGAAGCUGGAGCAGGAGAUCAGGGAUCUGGAGAGGAAAGACGCUGAGCUGAAGCAGCUCUCAGAUACACCAGAUCACAGCCAGUUUCUCCACAACUACCCCUCAGUGUCAGCACUCAGUGAGUCCACACACUCAUCCAGCAUCAGCAUCCGUCCUCUGAGACACUUUGAGGACGUGGUAAAAGAUGUGAAAGAGGUCAAGGAAGCAAUGCAGGAAGUUCUGACGGACUCUUGGGAAUGCACCUCACAGAUGAUCUCUCUUCCAGAUGUUUUACUGUCACAGCCACAACCAACAACCAGAGCUGAUUUCUUAAGAUAUUCAUGUGGCUUCAGUCUAGAUCCAGACACAGCACACCCACAGCUGUUUUUUUCUAAUGGAGACAGAAAAGUAUCGGUGGUGGAAUACAGUGUGAAUCAUCCUUAUCAUCCAGACAGAUUCAGUUUUUACUAUCAGGUUCUGAGCAAAGAUUGUCUGAUUGGACGUUCUUACUGGGAGGUGGAGAUGACAGGGUUAGUUAAUGUAGCAGUCGCAUACAAGACUGUCAGCAGAUCAGCAGAUAAAAGUGCAUUUGGGAUGUUUGAUGAUUCCUGGUCAUUAGAGUCUUAUAACAACAGUUUUGAGUUCAUGCACGAUGGCGUCCGAACUCCUGUCUCAGGUCCGCGGUCCUCCAGAAUAGGAGUUUAUCUGGAUCACAGUGCAGGUAUUCUGUCCUUCUUCAGCGUCUCUGAAACCGUGACUCUCCUCCACACAGUCCAGACCACAUUCACUGAGCCGCUAUAUCCUGGACUCUCGCUUUAUUGUACUGGAGUCACAGCUGAGAUCAUUAUUUGAAAUAAACUCACAUCUGUCACAGUUCAGGGGUUGAAAUCAGAGAUUGAACUCAUUAUGCCUUUUAUUCUAAACGUGAAAAUAUCAGCUUCUCUGCGCUCUGAAUGUCUGAUGAACUUUUGUAUGGAUCUGUUUGUUUGCUGCAGUUUUUCUUCAUGAACCUCAGCAGAGAAAUCAGCAGACCUUCUUCUUCCACAGAGAUUUUAUUCUCACCACUUUGUAAAUGUGUGAAGAAAUGUAGGAUUGCAUUUGUUUCCAUUGUAAAUAUGUUUGUUUUCAAAAAGAUAUACAGCUGCUGUGCUGUAAAGCCGUAGCUCUGAUCGUUGUUGACGAGGAAAUCAUUAAUAAUAACUGAGGUUCCGGGCUUUUUUUUCAUUUUUGUUUUUUUGUUUUUACAUGUUCAAUGAGUGAAUGAACUGUUGCUUUUAAUCUUGAACAAAACUGAUUUGAUCUUUGGUCUGAUUGGAAAGAAGAUUUUAUUCACAAAGAUUUGUUACAGACAUAAAAAAGAAAUGGUCAAAGACUGAAAAUAUACCUUCUGACUUGUUUUUGGUAGAUUAAAGCCUUUAUAAAAA